GAAAAAAUUUAAUUUUCAAAUUUUAUAUAAACUUCGUAACUCCCUUCCAUCUUCCUCUUCAUUACAUUACUCUCAUUUGGGCUGAGCUCUGUAACUAUCCAAAAAAAAGCGAAAACAAGUUCUCAUUCACACCACAAAAAGAACUUCACUUUUUGCUUACACCCAAAUUAGGGUUCAAUCGAAAUCCCCAAUCUAAAAGUUUUUCGUGAUGGAUUUAUCACGAAAAAUCCAAUGCAUUGGUCUUAGAACAAGUGGUUUUUUAACUGGUAAAUCAUUAUUAGAUGCAAGAAAAACCAGUUUUCUUAUCCGGCCUCGUCCAAUUUCAUCAUCCUCAGUAAAAAAUCUUUCUUUACAUAACCCUAAAAAUCAUAAAUAUGGUCCAAUUUCAGCUUCUUCAUCUGUAGUUGAAGCUGAAGUUGAAACAAGAACAACAAGAGAAGAGAUUGAAUCAUUAUUAUCACAGAGUUCUUCUAAUGGAACGAAUGGAAACGAAAGGAACAGAAGGAAUGAUAAAAUGAAAGGAGCAUCAAGUGUUUCAUCAGGAGUUAGGUUAGAAAAUGUAACUAAAGGAUAUAAAGGAGUUACAAUUUUGAAAGAUGUGAACUGGGAAGUGAAAAAGGGUGAGAAAGUAGGUUUAGUUGGUGUUAAUGGUGCUGGUAAAACAACACAGUUAAGGAUUAUAACAGGACAAGAGGAACCUGAUUCUGGUACUGUGAUUAAAGCCAAGCCUAAUAUGAGGAUUUCAUUUUUAAGUCAAGAGUUUGAGGUUUCGUUGAGUAGGACUGUCAAGGAAGAGUUUAUGAGUGCAUUUAAGGAGGAGAUGGAGAUUGCUGGGAGGUUAGAGAAAGUGCAAAAAGCACUUGAGAGUUCGGUUGAAGAUUUGGGGUUGAUGGGCAGGUUAUUGGAUGAAUUGGAUUUGCUUCAGAGACGAGCUCAAGCUAUUGAUUUGAAUGUUGUUGAAGUUAAGAUUAAUAAAAUGAUGCCUGAAUUGGGGUUUGCACCAGAAGAUUCUGAUAGGCUUGUUGCGUCGUUUAGUAGUGGAUGGCAAAUGAGAAUAUCACUUGGCAAAAUUCUACUACAGGACCCUGACUUAUUACUUCUCGACGAGCCUACUAAUCACCUUGAUCUUGACACGAUUGAGUGGCUUGAAGGGUAUCUUAACAAGCAAGAUGUCCCAAUGGUGAUAAUAUCUCACGAUAGAGCUUUUCUCGAUCAACUCUGCACAAAAAUUGUGGAAACAGAUAUGGGUGUAUCCAGGACAUUUGAGGGAAAUUAUUCUCAAUAUAUUCUUGCAAAGGAAGCAUGGAUAGAAGCACAAUAUGCUGCGUGGGAGAAGCAGCAGAAGCAAAUUGACCACACAAAGGAUAUCAUACAUAGGUUGGGUGCAGGAGCUAAUGCGGGUCGUGCGUCAACUGCAGAAAAGAAGCUGGAAAAGCUUCAAGAAGAGGAACAGAUCGAGAAGCCUUUUCAACGCAAACAAAUGAAGAUUAGGUUCCCUGAGCGUGGCAGAAGUGGACAAGAAGUUGUGGCAGUUAAGAGUCUGCAGUUUGGCUUUGAGGAGAAGAUGCUGUUUGAUAGGGCCAAUCUUACCAUUCAGAGGGGGGAGAAGGUCGCAAUUCUUGGCCCCAAUGGAUGUGGAAAAAGUACAUUGCUUAAACUAAUAAUGGGUUUGGAGAAGCCAGAAGGAGGUGUAGUUGAGAUUGGAGAGCAUAAUAUUCUCCCCAAUUAUUUUGAGCAGAACCAGGCUGAAGCACUUGAUCUGGACAAGACAGUGCUCGAGACCGUAGAAGAAGCUGCUGAGGAUUGGAGACUUGACGAUAUAAAGGGACUUCUUGGUCGCUGUAAUUUCAAGUCCGACAUGCUUGAUAGGAAGGUCUCCCUCCUGAGUGGAGGUGAGAAGGCACGACUUGCGUUUUGCAAGUUCAUGGUAAAGCCCUCAACUUUGUUAGUCUUGGAUGAGCCGACCAACCAUCUGGAUAUACCAUCUAAAGAGAUGCUGGAGGAGGCAAUAGCGGAGUACAAGGGUACUGUUAUCACUGUUUCUCAUGAUCGAUACUUCAUAAAGCAAAUUGUGAAUAGAGUAGUGGAGGUCAAAGAUCGCAACUUGCAGGACUAUGCAGGGGACUACAAUUAUUAUUUGGAGAAAAACCUUGAUGCUAGGGAUAAGGCGCUUGAACGAGAAGCGGAGCUUGACGAGAAGGCCCCUAAAGUGAAAGCCAAGUCUAAAAUGUCAAAGGCAGAGAAGGAAGCACAGAAGAAACAAAAAAGGAUGGCAUUUCAGAACGCAAAAGCAAAAUCUAAGGGGUCAAAGAACUCAAAACGUUGGAACUAAAUAAGCCAGAUGAUUUCUUCAUGUGAUUUUUCAUUGAAGGCCUCCUAUCACCCAUUGUAAUUAACACACCCAUUUAUCUUGUAAAAGAAGAUUUAUAGAGGUCUUGGAAGUCUCAUAGGAACAAGACAGCCACAACCAUUUGUAUACACAAACCAUUUCUGAUACAUAUUUGAACUUAUUAAUUUAUGAAAAUAGCGAACUGGUGAUGGAAUGAUCACGACUUGGAAUGCCUGAAGCUCCGUGUAUCUUUCAUGUUCAAGUAGUAGCAUACUAAUUACUGCACUGUAAUAGUUAAAUCUUGUCUAA
Messenger RNA from Papaver somniferum (opium poppy), 2638 nucleotides. RefSeq names its product ABC transporter F family member 5-like. Gene Ontology annotation, molecular function: ATP hydrolysis activity; ATP binding. The transcript has 9 exons. NCBI's taxonomy places the organism in Eukaryota, Viridiplantae, Streptophyta, Magnoliopsida, Ranunculales, Papaveraceae. The record is from RefSeq and is a predicted model, not a curated record. The coding region runs from base 209 to 2332 and encodes 707 amino acids.